AUGACAGCACAGCAGAUGGAGCUUUCAUCGCUCAACAAAAAAGAUCUACACGAAACCUGCCAAAAUAGUUUCCGUUACUCGUCAUUGGACGAAAACGUCAACCAAGAAGAUGAGAAAUGUAUCAGCACGAGGCAUCAGACGAAAGAUGAUGACACUUUAACGGAAUUUCAGGGAUUUAUGCUCCUCCUACCGACGUAUAUUGGCAUGGGGUUCCUUGGCCUUCCUUACAUUGUAAAACUUCUAGGGCUCUGGAGUGGGAGUUUUGGACUGCUCUUUUAUGGAUUUUUGAACGAAUUGGGAAUUUUAGUUUUAACAGGAAGUACACAGCGUCUUACGGAAAGAAGUGGGGAUAGGUUUGGAGACAUGGGGAGAGUUGUGGAAAUGAGUUUGAAGCUUGGGCCUCCUUGGUUACAACCUCAUGCAAGGAAAUUACGAUUUUAUAUUGACCUCUGUACAGUAAUGACUUAUGGUUUAAUUAUGCCGGAUUUGAUUUCACUUAUGAAUACCUUUGGACAAGAUAUUAUUCUCCAAUACGUCGACAUCAGUGACACAGUAUCUAUCAUCGUAAUUUCGGUGCUACUUUUGCCUAUCUACUUGACACGACGAUUGCAGCUACUUUCCGUUUUAGCGACAACAGCGAACAUUGUUCUUCUGGCGUUAUUUAUAAUAUCAUUCCAGUACAUUUGUCAGGACCUUCCAAAUGCCAGCACACGACCAGCUACAAAACUUGUCGAUUACAUAACAGUCACGUCGUUUACAAACGAUGCAAUGUUUUCAUACGGUGGAAUCAUGAUGGUCAUGCCAAUACGGGAUAGAAUUAAGAAUAAGAAGAAUUUUGACGGGUGGAAUGGUGUUCUUGGACUUGUACUGAUGAUUGUGACCUGUUUCCACGUUUGCUGUGGAUUUUUCGGGUAUUUGAAAUUCGGAGAAAUAACCCAAGUUAACUACCUAUUGAAUCUUCCAGGGGAUGAAUGGGGGUACAAGACAAUGAAGAUUUUGUCUUUCUUUACUUUAUACUGCACAAACGGGAUGACCGUGUUUUUAGUAGUAGAAAUCCUAUGGACACCGCUAAAGGAAAGAUUGAAGGCGGAAAUCAUAAAGAGCUAUGGUGAAUACAUCUGUCGCGUUGGUCUAUUGGUUCUCUCAUGUGUUUUUACAAUUUUGGUGCCAGAGUUUGAAUUACUGAUGUCUUUGACGGGAUGUAUUGGAAUAUUGUCUACAACGUUUGUUGUUCCUUAUAUCGUAUCAAUGUUGACGCUGUAUGGAGAGAAAGAACCAACAUUACUGGUAGAUAAAAUCAAAAGGAAAUUAACACUCGCAUUAUGUGUAGUAAUGAUUGUUUUUGGGACAUACUCGAUGGUUUCGGGGAUCGGCGUUGCUGUGUACAUGACAUUGUAUAACAUCGUAUUGUAA
Ylistrum balloti is the source of this 1413-nucleotide messenger RNA. Its product is annotated as neutral amino acid uniporter 4-like. Gene Ontology annotation, molecular function: amino acid transmembrane transporter activity. NCBI's taxonomy places the organism in Eukaryota, Metazoa, Mollusca, Bivalvia, Pectinida, Pectinidae. Bases 1 to 1413 code for a protein of 470 amino acids. Gene Ontology annotation, cellular component: vacuolar membrane. The transcript has 9 exons. The record is from RefSeq and is a predicted model, not a curated record. Gene Ontology annotation, biological process: amino acid transmembrane transport.